AAUCACCAAAUGCAGUCAUGUCUGUGGGGCUUACCUUUUAUUUUUGUUGUGUGAAAUAACAUUCAACAAAUUGCAAGAAUGUGGUUCAGGCCCUUUAUUCAGUCUUGUCUAAGUAACGUUCUAGCUUAAUUACAAAGUGACACAAGGAUUAUCAAGCAGAGCCUUAAGGCACAGUGUAGUCACAGAUCAGACAAAGUGAUCAUGAUAAACCCAAUUUUCCAUCCCUAACAUUUAGGAAAAUGAAAUUCUGCUCUGACUCACCAACUAAUUAUAUUUUUACAAAUACCAGAUGAAUUAUUUAUUUCUCCUGCAAUAAAUACACCACAGUCAAUUCUGAAACUGAGAAUUUUCACUUCAGAGUAGUAAUAAGAAAUUAAUGUGAUUGCUAUAAAUAGGUGGAAUAAAAGUUACAUUAAAUUGAUAUUUCCUAGUCACUCUGCCACAAGUUACUGGGGUCUGAAUAUAAAUGCAGUAAUACUCUGCACAAUCUGGGUAACCUAUGCUCGUGAUAGAUAAAAUUCAAUUUGAAUAAAGGCCAGAAAAGGCUACAAGAAUAAACGGCAUGUAUCUAUGCAGAUAAUGGAGGAGAGAAGACAGUAGCUCAAAAACAACAGACUACAUUGAUUCGUGAACAGAAUAAAGCAAAUUUUUCAUGACCAGAAAGUAGGAAUUAAAAGGCUGAUGCUUUGUAAUGGCGAGUCUUCCAGGACAUUCAGGUAGCAAAGUGAGAAAAAGUUAGGCUUUUAUCAGUAUUUUAAAGAGCAUGAUUGACACGAUUGCCCGAGAUACCAAAUCGCUGGCAAAAUGAAUAAGAUGGUCAGUUCCAAUAAUUGUUGCUAACAUUUGAUUUACUGCAGCAAGAGUGGAACAAGUGGAAGAGUGUACAGAUCACAGAAGGAGAGGCUGGCCACCUGGACUGCAUUGAGUACUGCUCAGGAGUGGAUGAGGAGGCAGUUGAGAGACUGUGGGUGGGAAUUAAGGGGCAGGCUGGCAUGGGUGACACUGUUGUGGUGCCGUCUAUUACAGACCACUGGAUCAGAACUAAGAAGCCAACGAGGCCUUUUACAGGCAGCUGAUAUCAGCCUUGCAAUUACAGGCCCUGGUUAUCGUGGGGGAUUUUAACUACCCUGAUAUUUGCCGGAAGGUCUGCUCAGCCAGCCAUCCACAAGCCACCCAAGAGGUUCCUCCAGUGCACUGAUGAUAACUUCCUGAUGCAAAUGGUGGAUGAGCCAACUAGGAGAGGAGAGCUGCUGCAUCUUGUUCUCACUAACAAGGAGGGCCCAAUUGAAGUGGUGAAGGUUGAGGGCAGCCUUGGUUGCAGUGACCAGGAGAUGAUGGAGUUGAGAAUCACACGUGGCAGGAUCAGAAAACCAAGCAGAAUCACAACCCUGGACUUCAGUAGGGCCAACUUGGUCCUUUUGUAGCAAUUGCGAGUGGAAAUCCCAUGGGACAGAGUACUUGAAGGUAAAGGGGCCCGAGAUAGUUGGUUAGCAUUCAAGGACUGCUUCUUCCAAGCUCAUGAUCAGAGCAUCCCAACAGGUAGUACGUCAAGAAAGGGAGCCAGGAGACCUGCGUGGUAAAACAGGGAACUGCUGGGCAAACUCAAGUGGAAGAGGAGAGUCUACAGAAGACGGAAGGAGAGGCUGGCCACCUGGGAGGAAUGUAAGACUGUUGUCAGAGGAUGAAGGGAGGCAACUAGGAAAGCUAAGGCCUCCUCAGAAAAAAAUGUUGCUAGAGAGGUCAAGAAACACAGAAAGGGCUUCUUCAAAUACACUGCAGACAAAACUAACACUAGAGGCAAUGUAGGCCCACUGAUGAAUGAGGUGGAUGUCAUGGUGACAGAAGACACACAGUAGGCGGAGUUACUAAAUGCCUUCUUUGUCUCUGUCUGUAGUGCUGGAGGCUGUCCAGAGAAGCCUAGAUCUACAUUGCUCAGAGAUAAGCAAUUAUACCAGUGCCUGGAAUGCAACCUUAUGAGAACCCUGAAGCUGUGGGGGCACUGACCUGGACUGCCACACCCCCGCCCCCCAACUGCUCUCUUGCUUACCCUCCUCACAGUGGUGGGGUGAAUGAUAUGAUGCAACAACUCAGCUAAGGACGGGGAGGUCACACACCAGGUACAACUCUGCACAAAGUGGUUUCAGUUUGAAGAGGAUUCAUUUAAUUACGCAUUAAAAAAGAACUGGGAUAGCGAGAACUAAAAGCAAACUAAAACCACUUCCUAAGUUGUGUCUAACUCAGGUGUUUGAAGUAAGGAUGGCAGCAGCGCAUCUCAAGGAUGGUCCCCAAACUGGUACACGUGUUCACUUGUUGUCAAUGCUCCAAUGUUAUGUAUUUUUUGAUUAUACUCAAGUUACGUCCAUAACUCCCCCCAUCCCCAUGCUGGGGGCUACUGCCAGCCUAGUUCCAUAUGGGCUGUGACCUCACAGAGUUAUCCCCACCCGCCAGACUAUGAUCUCACGGCUCUGCCCAGGUGAGCCAGCGGCCAGCACUUUGUCUCUCCCAGUGCGGUCGUGACCAGCUUUGAGCGAUGGUUGUCGACAGCUUUCUCCUUGUCCCCAGCCUCCUGCUCCUGGUGGCUGGGCUGUUUCUGCUCACCCCUCUCUGGCGCCGACAGGGUUCUGACCGGCGCCGGCAAUGGUGGACAUGGUGGCUGCAAGUGGUGGCAUCAAAGUCAGGUGCUGAGAGGCAGACAGGCAGGCACAGGAGCCCCCUGUGCAGGCCACGUUGCUCCCAGCAGCAAGCGUCACAAUGGCAGGGCAGUCCCAUCCUGCCCCAUCCCGUGCAGCCAGGAAAGAUCUGGCCUUUGGUGCUGCGCAGUCUAUGGCCCUCUCUUCACAUGGACUCUGCUACUGGUACCUCGAGCUCUGCGGGGAAACCCGGCAGGCUUCCCAGACAGGACCAGCGCCCGCAGGUUCUGGUGGCACGCGGGACCCCCAGGACGCUCAGUCAGCGUCCUAGGCUAGGCGGUGGAGUUAAAGACCUGCCGCCUGAGAUCUCCAACUUCACAAAGCCACCAGUGAAAGGGUUGGUCUUCCAGGAGGGCCUCGUUCAAACAGAGGAGAGAAAACGCUGGUGGCACUACCAGACCAAGAGGCUCUUUUGGCAUAGGCUCUCCCCAGCACUUCCCAAAGGCAAGAGUGGAACAAGUGGAAGAGUGUACAGAUCACAGAAGGAGAGGCUGGCCACCUGGACUGCAUUGAGUACUGCUCAGGAGUGGAUGAGGAGGCAGUUGAGAGACUGUGGGUGGGAAUUAAGGGGCAGGCUGGCAUGGGUGACACUGUUGUGGUGCCGUCUAUUACAGACCACUGGAUCAGAACUAAGAAGCCAACGAGGCCUUUUACAGGCAGCUGAUAUCAGCCUUGCAAUUACAGGCCCUGGUUAUCGUGGGGGAUUUUAA
This is a messenger RNA of Meleagris gallopavo (turkey), 3400 nucleotides long. The record is from RefSeq and is a predicted model, not a curated record. NCBI's taxonomy places the organism in Eukaryota, Metazoa, Chordata, Aves, Galliformes, Phasianidae.